Lottia gigantea (owl limpet) is the source of this 1605-nucleotide messenger RNA. RefSeq lists its product as hypothetical. Lineage: Eukaryota; Metazoa; Mollusca; Gastropoda; Lottiidae. The transcript has 2 exons. The record is from RefSeq and is a predicted model, not a curated record. The coding region runs from base 1 to 1605 and encodes 534 amino acids.
AUGAGUCUGAUAUUUAUGGUUGUAUUUUUUCUGGGGAUAUCAACAACAUCAGCAUUUGACUCAACUCUAACAAACAAUACUCUUAAAACAACCAAGAUAGAGAGGUCGAGUCCUAUCCCGGAAGAUUGUUUGGAAUUUACUCCUCAAAGUUGUUCCGGUGUUUGUGGCCAGUUCUUUGCUUUAUGGUGUUCAUGUGAUGAAUAUUGCUUGGUUUAUGGACGAUGCUGUUUUGACUAUGAAUCAGUUUGUAAAGAAGAAUCGGAGAAAUCCAAAAAAGAUCAUGAGAACCUGAUGAACGUUACGAUGGAAUGUGACAGUAAAUUAUCAGGAAAAGAUGUCCCACAACAGAUUAUUACCAGUUGUUCUCUAACCAAUGUAUCUGUCAAGACUGUAGAAUUGUGUGAAGAAGAAACCAGAUCGUCCGUAGUUGUAACCAAAGUGAUGUCAAAAAGGACAGAGCUGCAUUAUAAAAACCGACAUUGUAUGUUAUGUAAUGGUGAAGACGAAGACGAUAUUGUUUAUUGGUCCACAAUGAUUGGAACUAAUAACCGUAGAAUAAGGGCUAGCAGUGGGAAUGACAUAUUGGGAUUAUUCCGCAAUCAUGUAAUUUUUAUCCCUCCCCCUAAUUCAAGAGAAAUUAUAUGUUACCCCGGUAUGAUAACGUCCUGUGUACCUUCUGCUGCUCAGGAAGAACAACGCUUGUGUGUGGAAAAUGCCCUAUCGCCCAUUAAAUACCAAAAGUCAAUGUAUAAAAACACAUUUUGUCUUCAAUGUAAUAUUGUAUUAGAGCCAACUGACGGUUGCUUCUCGGCGAAACGAAAAGAUAUAUUUUAUGGUACAAAUGAGCAUUCUUUCACUCUUUCAAUACUUCUCAACUGGAAACAAAAUAGAGAAUCGUUUGUCUUUCUUGACUCUAAAAUGAGUCUUAUUCAAAAUUUAUCUUGUUCUUUCGAUGAUAAUGACAAUGUAAAGGAAUGUAAAGUAAGAAAAUGUGUUGGUACUCUGCCAUUAGUCAAUAAUACCUGUCAGACAUCAAAUCUUUUUGGUUGUAUUCAAUAUUUUUUCAAAAUUAAUUUCACUGUACCUUCCGAAUCAUCCCGUGAAAUGGCACUAGAAGUAGAACGUAUUUCCUCCAAACUCGUUCAGACAGCUGCCACUUUAGAACGUAUGCAUAACGUUAACAAAUACUACAGUCAAAAUGUUACGCUGUAUAAUCUAACUAUAGUUGAUGAUCAGCUAACAGGUAUUAUUAUACUCAAUAGAAUGGCUUAUAAUUUGUGUAAUUCUCAAUUUAGUUUACUAUCAUACAGACGAUAUUAUGAGUAUCUAGAUACUAAUUUGGCUUUCAAUCUAACAGGUAGCAUUACUACAUAUAGAUAUUCAGUUAGAUGUUAUCAUUGGUGCCGACUGAAUCCCACUGAUGUACCGAUAGCAGCGACCAGGUUAUACCAGCGUUUCUUUACUUGCAACACAGAAAUUGAUCUUGAUUCGACAUCUUCUGUAACCAAAUUAACACCGAUAUCUGUUUCUUCUGAAACCAAAUUAACACCAAUAUCUGUAAACGUAGUAUUUUUCAUGGUCAUAUUGGUGGCCCUAUUAGCAUAA